AUGUCAACCUACGAGGAACGUCGGCCGGGGUCGCGACUGCUGGUGAGGUUCGACGGCGAUGAGUGGACUCAUGAGAGAAUCUUGCUGUGGCCAGUCCACCGAGAUCGACGACACGAGCGCUGGGUGAUCGAGACCCCAGAUGGCGACCGCUAUCACGUCUCGCUGCUGAAUGGCUGGCCAGAGGGCUUCCGCGGCAAUGUGGUGCGCUUCCAGUCUGAGCUGGGGCGAGAGGCUCUGCGACAGAUGGUGCUAGAGGGCUGCGACCUGGCCUGGGAUGAGCGCCGACGCCGCCGGCUGCCACGGGACCUCGGCGCGCACCUGGGCGUGGAGCCGCGGUCGAUGGUGGAUUGGCAGGGCGACGAGCGCGGGCUGGACGUCGGCGUGCUGGAGUCUGCGAGGCGACGGCUGCGCGGCAAGCGUCCGCUGACGGCCGGCGCGCGCGAGCCCGAGGCGGCCGGCGACGAGGACGCGGAGACGGUGCUGUUGGUGGCGGAGCUGCGCGCAGGCGGCGGGCUGGAGCUGGGCGAUGAGGUCGCGCCUGGGGACGCAGACGCCGCCGCGGGCCCGAAGGUGAUCGGCCGUCGGUCGGACGGCCGCACCGUGCUAUGCGACCGCGUGGGCCUCGCGGCUGUGGAGGAGCGGCGAGCCCAGGCUCGCGCCAACGCUGGCCGCCUGGCUGCGUCGGCGGACGAGCCGGCCGCCCCGCUCCCUGCAGAUGAUCGUGGCCACGCUGAUAUCCGUGCUGUCCUGCGCGAGCGCAGGACGCUCGCCGUGGAGUGGAAUGAGCAGGGCGCCCGCUUCAAGGAGUGGCGUCGGGCCGUUGGCGAGAGCAGCGAGGAGGCGCAGGGCGGCCGCGAGCUGCGAGGCGCGGGGGCGGCUCUCCACCUGUACCAGCGGUUCACUCAGCACGGCGGGGUUCCCAAGACGUGGAUGUCCACCUUCUGCCGGGAGUAUGGCAUCAGUCAGCGGGAUCGGACUUAUCACGAGCUGAAUUGUCUGGUCACCAUCUUCUGGCUAGCCGGGACAUUCGACGCGGUGAACCUCGGCGGCCCGGCAUGUCUCGAAGUGGCGGCCCGCCGAGUGGCGCAGAUCGCCGAGGCGCGCAGGGUCGCCCCUGGGCAGCCCGCGGCGCAGGGGGCGGGUCGCUUCCUGGCGGGGGCGAGCGACCCCUUCGACGUGGCGUCGCCCGAGCCGCGCGCGUUCGCGAACCGAGCUGCCCGCGAAGAGGCCGACAGCCUGGCCGCGCCGGGCCGCGGGCGGACGCUAGCGGCAAGCGGCCGCGUGGCUGGCGUCAUCGAGGACGUGGCGGCGGCGCUGGUCGCGCGCGGCGGGCAGAUCUAUCCCCUGCCGCAGCUGCGCGAGCUGGGUGCCGACAUCGCAGCCCCGCUUGGUCGACGAGAUCGGGCUCGGGUGAGGCGGUUGGCAAACGGCCGUCUGGCUAGCUUGAAGUGGUUGCCUGGCGCUGAACGACGGCCUCCUUCUGGGCCGCCCAGCCGGGCCGCGCGGCGCCGCGUCUCGGAGCUGCAGUGCGAGACGCAGCGGCGGGCGCAGCUUCUGGCGGCGAGCUGGGGCGGGCCUGCCUGCGCGGAGGAUUCGCAGCAACGUCUGGCGCGACUGUUGCGGGGCCGCGGCGGCUACGCCCAGCUGGUCCACGCGACGCUGGCCCCCUUCCCCAACGCCCGGCUGUCCGUCCCGGACGACCCGGCAGGCUCGCCGCGGGUCGUGGACUUGCUGCCAGAGGUGGAGCAGAUUCAGUUGAAAGAUUUCGAGAGCCACACGAUGCGUUCGCCUCAGGAGGCGGACGAAAUUAACGCAAGGUGCGGCCCAGUUCGGCCCUGCAUGGAUCCUGUUUUACGCCGCAAGCGCCCCGCCUACAUCGGCCUGGUCAAGCGGCUGCUGAAGCUGGGCCUCGCGCGGCUGUCGACUGCCCGCCGCUGCCAGGUGGACAUCUUCUUCGUGAAGAAAAAGGGCGACCGCCAGCGGCUGAUCCUGGACCGCCGCCCGGCGAAUCGCCCGUUCAGGAGUCCGCCCGGGGUCGACCGUGUCAGCAGUGACGGCCUGAGCCGCAACCGACGCGAAGGGUUCCCCUUCUUGGACGACGGGCUGGGCCUGCAGGGGCACUUCGGGCGCCCAGCGCUGCGGGCCGCGGAGUUGGGCCUGACGCAGCUGGACGGGGCGAAGCCGGGCGGCCGCACGCUGGUAUACCCUCUGGCGCGCGCGCUGCCCAUGGGCUGGGCCUGGUCGCUGUGCUUCGCACAACGGGCGUCCAACUCGCGCCGCAUGAAGCUGCUGCGCGAGCUGGGCGUCGCCCUGCCGAUGACGGACCGGGGCCCCCCUCUCAUCCUGGGCGGCCCGCAGGCCCUGGGCCGCUGCGCCUACGCGGGCAACGUCGGGGCGUUCGUGGCGCCCAAGGGCCAAGCGAGCGCCGCGCUGGAGGCGGCGAUGACUUCCUUCGGCGGGACGGGCCUCAAGGUGCACGAGACCGCCUGCGCCGCGCGGGCGCUGCUGCGGCGCCGCGUGGUGAGCGGGCUCGAGCUGGAGAUCGUCAUCGGCCGCCGCGCCUUCCUGGGCCUGGUGCGACGGGAGGGUCUGAGCUGCUUCCGCUGCGUCUACCGCUGCAUCAAGCGGCGCUGCUUCGAGAGGGUCGCGCUGCGGAGCAGCGUGGAGCAGGGGUGGAUGCCGGGCGCGCGGCAGUCCGACGCGUCGCUCGCUGGUUUCGGCCUGGCCCACUCACAGCGGGAUCCUCGCGACGUCGGCCGCGUUGGCCGAGUGCGCGAGCGGCGCCGCCAUCGCCUCGGCGCGGGGUUUGCGCGACGGCCCGCUAGGGGGGCCGCUUGCCUGAAGAUGCCGGCGGACAGCGGCGUCGUCGCGUCCGAGGCCCUCGCGCCCGAGAUCCCCGAGGGGGAGGUCGCGCGCUGGGGCCGGGGCCCCGCGUUCGAGGAGGUGCCGGCGGAGCUGCUGCGCGCCGACCUCUGGCGGACGGCCUGGGCCGACCAGUCGGCUUUCGGGGAGGCGCGGGGCUUCAAGCUGCUGGAGAUGAUUCGGCAGGCGGCGGCGCGCUGGCUCGGGCGCGGGCUCAGGUUCAGUUGCAGGUGGAUUCCUUCGGAGUUCAACAGCAGCGACGCGCGGGUGCUGGCGCGGCCCCUGGCGGCGCCGCGGGCCGCGGCCAGCCUGCCGCGGGCCGCCUCAGCCAGCUGGAGCCCGCGGAGGACGCGCGCGCUGAGCAGGACGGCCUGCGGCGGGCUGGAUCGCCGGGCGAGCGAGGGCGCGGCGGCGCCGCCGGCGGGGCUCGAGCAGGCCGCCUCGACGGAGCGGGGGCGGGCCGCUUCGACCCUGCUCGCCGGCGCCAAGGCCGCCGCCGCGACCGCCGCUGCCGCCGAGGACGACAGCGAGAGCAGCCGGGGGGAGGAGCUGCCAGGCCGCGGGCCCAACCGCGCCGACGCCCGCCGCGCGGCGGCGCGGGCGCGGCACAUGGCCAAAGACCCAAUCGCCUGGGCAGAA
Prorocentrum cordatum is the source of this 3501-nucleotide messenger RNA. The record is from the annotation of a GenBank genome assembly. NCBI's taxonomy places the organism in Eukaryota, Dinophyceae, Prorocentrales, Prorocentraceae.